AUGUGUGCUACUGCUGAAAAGCCAUUUGAGAGAAAUCAACUUAAUUACGUCAAGGUUACGGAGUAUCAACUAAACCUUCAUAAGACCUUUGAGGAUCAAUGCGACCUUGUUAAAAACUCAAUACUUCCAAGAAUUACAAAUGCUUUGGACAAGGCAACAUUUCUAGUAGUCGAUAGCAUAAUUUAUAAAAUGCUACAUCAACGUCAUCGACACCAAAGGGAUGAAUUCAUCAAAGAACAAAAACCGGCAACAGAGGUGGACAAUCAUAAAAGAAGGAGACAUAAAAAUGGACAUGUAGAUGCUGUACAUCAUUUAUUUGAAGUAAAUGAUAAGUUAAUAAGAAAGAUAGCAAAAGAAGACUUAAUGAAGUUACAGACAAGUAAUUGUUACCAUUCUUCAAAAAUCUCAGAAACGGAUAAAGAAUCGGUAAAAAGAAAGAUUGUAAUUUAUGACUUGAAGUGGAGAUCACAAGCUCUAAAAGAAUUGUUAAGAGAUUAUGUAGACAAGAUUCACGAUGAAACGGCUAAGGUAAAACCAACUCGGAUAAGAAGUUAUAGAUCAGGGUUUGCAUCGGAGGAUAAGCCGCCAAUAAAUGCGCCAAGAUGGAUGUUGGCCAAAUACGAAACUGAGACCGAUGACACAACUAUUUGA
Racocetra persica is the source of this 651-nucleotide messenger RNA. The record is from the annotation of a GenBank genome assembly. Lineage: Eukaryota; Fungi; Glomeromycota; Glomeromycetes; Diversisporales; Gigasporaceae.